AUGGUAUUUGGAGUUUACACGGGGCCACAACCCCCACCAAAACAAAUGCAUGAGAUGAAUCAAGAAGAGCAAGCCGAAGAAGGAGCACGUAAAAUGAUUGAAUUCAUGCAAUCCUGUCCUGGUAAAACGGCCAUGGCCGGGGUAUCAGGGUUCUUUCUUGGGGGGUUCUUUGGUUUAUUCAUGGCAUCUAUGGCGUACGAUGCUCCAAGUGGUACUAAUGCGGCCAGUCAUAUUAGUCAAUUACCUUUCAAGCAACAGAUGAAAAUUCAAUUUACUGAUAUGGGUAAAAGAUCCUAUUCCAGUGCUAAAAACUUUGGUUAUAUUGGUGCUAUUUACUCUGGAGUCGAAUGUGCUAUUGAAAGUUUAAGAGCUAAGCAUGAUAUAUACAACGGUGUUAGUGCUGGUUGUGUAACUGGUGCUGGAUUAUCAAUAAAAGCAGGUCCUCAAGCUGCAUUAUUUGGUUGUGCAGGUUUUGCUGCUUUUUCAACUGCAAUUGACUUAUAUAUGAGUAGUGAAAGUGCUGCUCCUCCUGCUAAUGACUACGAUGAAUAA
Messenger RNA from Hyphopichia burtonii NRRL Y-1933, 552 nucleotides. It is a transcript of the gene TIM22, whose product is annotated as translocation channel protein. The record is from RefSeq and is a predicted model, not a curated record. Gene Ontology annotation, molecular function: transmembrane protein transporter activity. Gene Ontology annotation, cellular component: TIM22 mitochondrial import inner membrane insertion complex. NCBI's taxonomy places the organism in Eukaryota, Fungi, Ascomycota, Pichiomycetes, Serinales, Debaryomycetaceae. The transcript has a single exon. Bases 1 to 552 code for a protein of 183 amino acids. Gene Ontology annotation, biological process: protein insertion into mitochondrial inner membrane.